Molecule: messenger RNA, 1850 nt
Organism: Fusarium redolens
Lineage: Eukaryota; Fungi; Ascomycota; Sordariomycetes; Hypocreales; Nectriaceae
Product: integral peroxisomal membrane peroxin-domain-containing protein
Exons: 3
Coding region: 222-1697 (491 amino acids)
Biological process (GO): peroxisome organization
Cellular component (GO): peroxisomal membrane
Source: RefSeq, a predicted model, not a curated record
CACCACGAACAUCAUUUACUGCUGAAUCGAGGCUAGCUUCUCUCCUCCGUUAUUAUUAGAAGCCUUUGUCACGGGGCCAGUCUAGGUUAGGUGAUGUCACCAGUGUCACAUGCUCACCCGCGAUCGUGCCGUGACACCUCCACGCGGGUAUAUUGAAUCCCCAGUUUCUUUUGAAAUCUCCACCAUCCGACGUCGCACUAUGUCUUGAAACAUCUCUCCUCAUGGACGACUUCACUGCAGAGAUGUUCGCUUCUGGGCGCAACCUUGACUCCCCCGAGAGCUCAAGCCAGCGGCCCAACAAUGACCAUAACGAUAACGAUGACAAGCAGCCCGAACCGAAGGCUGAAUCAAGCUCUCAGAAAACGGGCCUACGUGGAGGGUUUGCUGCUAUUCGCCAGAAAGCUAGCUUGCAGGACCGAUUGGUAGAAAAACUUCUUCAGCAAGUUAUACCCACGGAUAGCGAUGACCAAACCGACGUUCACUUCGCCGGUGAUGAACAGACAGCUACUCGUACCGAGAGGCCGAACUUCAAUAUCACUACUAUGUCCUACAAUUUCCGGCGUUUCAAUGCUCGAAUAGGCGUCGUCUUUAAGUUCCAGGCUCGUGUCGAACGUAUUCUAUCCUGGAAGCGCGCAUCGCAUACUCUGUCACUCCUCGCCGUCUAUAGCUUUGUCUGCCUGGAUCCCUAUCUCCUGUUCGUGCUGCCUAUUGCCAUCCUUCUUUUUGGUGUCUUCAUCCCCGCGUUCCUGGCACGGCAUCCAGCACCGCCCAAGGGAACCUUGUCGAGUGAACAGAAUGUUGGAUAUUCUCCCCAGGGACCACCUUUGGCACCUGCGGCGACAGUGAAACCCGUCAAGGAACUCAGCAAGGACUUCUUUCGGAAUAUGCGCGACCUACAAAACUGCAUGGAUGACUUUAGUCGGGGACAUGACGAGGUCGUCGCCCUACUUGUACCCGUGACGAAUUUUAGUGAUGAGGCUCUCAGUUCUGCUCUAUUUUUAUUUCUUGCGGCCGCAGGCAUCUUUAUGACCAUUGCGGCCCAACUCCUACCCUGGCGCUUCAUAUUCCUUCUCGGCGGUUGGGUUAUCGUAGGCAUGGGUCAUCCGCAUGUCGCCCGCCUCAUCGCUGCCGCUCAUCGAGAGCGUCUACAACCACAAGAGGCCAAAGCUCGGUCAUGGUUAGACAACUGGAUAAGCUCAGACGUUAUCCUCGACUCCAGUCCUGAAACGCGAGAAGUGGAAAUCUUCGAGCUACAGCGCAAAACCUCUGGUGGUGGCGAAUGGGAGCCUUGGCUUUUCAGUCCUUCACCCUACGAUCCUUUGUCACAGCCUCGAAUCGCAGGUGAACGACCACGUGGCACACGCUUCUUUGAGGAUGUUAUGCCACCCGAAGCGUGGGAAUGGAGCGAGAAGAAAUGGGCUCUAGACCUUUGGAGUCGUGAAUGGGUAGAGGAACGUAUUAUUACAGGCGUUGAAGUUGAGACGGAAGGCGAGCGUUGGGUUUAUGAUAUAUGGGAUGAGCGAGAUGGGCGUACGGGUGUUGUGGACGUUCCUAUCAACGAGAAAGGGAAACAGAAGGCAACACCGAAGCCAAGCUGGGAGGAGAAUGAAGAUGGUAGUGGCCGGAGAGGAGACUGGAGACGGCGACGAUGGGUCAGAUUGGUGAAGCGUAAGGCGGCUCCAGCGCAGCCAAAUUGAUCUGAUACGUCUCUGCAAUAUUGUGCUCUUGCUCUGGUUCUUCAUAUUAUGCAAGGCGUUGGUCGUGGGCAUGAGAUAAUCUACACAAUUGUGGCCCAAUAUGGGCAUUUUGGCAUAAGAAUCAACAUGACAUUCGGAAAUUACAUUAUUGAG